Molecule: messenger RNA, 990 nt
Organism: Symbiodinium natans
Lineage: Eukaryota; Dinophyceae; Suessiales; Symbiodiniaceae
Source: the annotation of a GenBank genome assembly
AUGUUGCAUGCCAGCGCCCUGCACAAUUCAACCGAUCGGGGCAGGAGGUGCCCGGUACUCCUGAGACUUCUCUGGCGGACGUCUCUAGCUCUUAUGGCUGCCCGCUGGCUGGCCUCUGGCCUCCGCGGCGGCAGCUUCGCCGUGACGACGCCCUCAGGGCGGAAGCUGCCGAAGAGACCAAAGAACCUCGGCAAGAAGCAGGAGUACGACGUGCCGGGGACGCUGUACCAAGGCGGCCGGCGAGGAAUCCAGUUCUUCCUCGGAGACAUGGUCGAAGUGCAGCGAGAUGGAACGUGGGUCACUGCGCGAGUGUCCCGUGCACCGACAGAUGAGCGGCCCAACGACGGGUCCUUCCGUGUCAAGUUUGAUACGGACGCGUUCGAGAUGAAAUGUUGGUAUCGCGAUCUGAGGAAGCCAAAGAAUGCGGACAAAGUGCCGAUGCCCGACUGGGUGAAGGAUUGGUGGCCAGAGGAGCCGGCGCCAGAACCCGACUACGUUGGAAACGAGUCGGAUCCAGAGCUCAACUUCGUCAUCAAGGGCCCCUUCCCCAAAGAGUACACAGAGGAGGAGAUGUUCUGGAGGCAAGGGCCCCCACAGAAUGCCUUUGAGAUCUCGAAGGAGGAGAGGCAGCAGGAUGCUGAGAGAUGGGCAGAUUUCCGAAAGAAGGAGGCCGAGAGGAAACGUUUAGAGGAGGAGCGGCGAAAGGCCUUCGAGGAAAGCGAGCGCCAGUGGGCCGAGGAGGAGGCCAGGAAGAAGAAGGCCCAGAAGGCUGCCGAGAAGAAGACUCGGGUCAAGGAUCCAGAAGAGGAAGAGGACGACUAUGACGACGAGGAGGAAGAGGAUGAGGAGGAGGAGAGCGACGAGGACGUCCAAGAAGAGGACUUGGAGAAGCUGACCGUUAUCGAACUGAAGGAGAUGUUGCGGAAGCGAAAUCUUCCCAUCUCCGGGCGGAAAGCAGAGCUGAUCGAAAGACUGCGCAGCAGCUCGUGA